Messenger RNA from Paramecium primaurelia, 878 nucleotides. The record is from the annotation of a GenBank genome assembly. Lineage: Eukaryota; Ciliophora; Oligohymenophorea; Peniculida; Parameciidae.
UAAAAUUCUACAAUUAAAUAUUCUGUGUUAUUUUGAUGGCAUUUUCAAUUAAUUCACAUUUUAAUUAUAGAGUUUUGAGUUAUAUUAAACUCAAUUAUCAAAUAUUAGUCUAGAAUAUAGAAACAUAAAAAUAUAUUAAGAUUGAUAUAAGCACAUUUUAAAAUUAAAUAAAAUCUUUUUUUAUUUAAGAAAGCAUAAAUUAUGGGAAUUUCAAGAGAUAGCAGACACAAAAGAAGACUUACAGGAGGUCGUAUGCCAAUCCAUAAGAAGAAAAGAGCCUUUGAGAAAGGAAGAUAAGCUGCAAUGACUAAAUUAGUAUCUGGAGAAAAGAGAGUAAGAAGAUUAAGAGUGAGAGGAGGAAAUUUCAAAUUUAGAGCACUUCGUUUAUCAGAAGGCAAUUUCUCUUGGGGAAGCCAAGGUGUUGCUAAAAAAGCUAAAAUUGUUGAGGUGGUUUAUCAUCCAUCCAAUAAUGAAUUGGUCAGAACCAAAACUUUAACAAGAGGUGUAAUUGUCUAAGUUGAUGCUACUCCAUUUAAAUAAUGGUAUGCUAAGAAAUACAAUGUUGAAUUGGGAUCAAAGAAAAAGAAGGUAAUUAAUUAUUAUUAUAAUAAUAGGAAACAACAGGAGAUUAACCUAAGAAAUUAAGUUCAAAGUAAGAGAAAAGAAUUAAGGAAAAUGUUAUUGAUUAAUUCGUCUAAGAAUAAUUUGCCAAUCAAAGAUUGUUAGUCAGAAUUACAUCAAGACCAGGAUAAUCAGGAAGAGCAGAUGGCUAUAUCUUGGAAGGAAAGGAAUUAGAAUUUUACAUUAAGAAAAUUGAAUAGAAGAAGAAAUGAUUUCAUCAUCAAUACAUUAAAUUGCAUAAUAAUAGUACAUCCUAG